AUGACAUCCGUGUCCGGUUCUAGACCCUCACGGCGCGCUGCUGCUGCCCGCAAGAAUUUUGUCGUCGAAAGCUCGGAAGACGAAGCUGCCUCUACUGGACGUGCCACCCCCGCCCUAUCAAGUCAUGGCGAGCAAGACCAGGAAGAUGAGGAGGAGUUCACACCGGUUCCAAAGCGACCAGCUGCGAAGGGACCCACGAGAAGGCGAACCACUGCCAAUCUCUCGUCCGAAACCCCACAAACAGUUCGACAGGACAAGAGCAAACGAACACGGCGACCGAGAACAGGAGAUGAUAUCGAACAGUCACAGCUUUUCGACAUGGUAGAUGAGUCCACGCUGCUAGCAGAAAACCCAGAGACACCAUCCAAGAGGCCGACCGCAUCUAGAAAACGCAGGAGCCCCACGCAGCAGCACCAAAGGCGCGAAAGCCGUAUGUCAUCUUCCGCAUCUGCCCUGUCGUCCCUUCCAACUCCUGAAUCUUCAGCUUCUCCAGAGCCCCAGCCAUGCCCGCCCUCCCGCCGCCAGAGCGUUGCGCCAUUAGCAGACAUCACCGAGACUACUGUCAACGAGGCUACGCCAAGGCCUCAACCAGAGCAGGAGAGGUCUACAAUCGAAAUGAUAAACCCCAUGUCCACGACCCUAGAAAAGCCAAUGGAUAUAGUUCUCAAGUCUCGAUCGCUUGCUGUACCUACGGUUGAAGAGCCAUCCGCGCCGAAACCUCGAAUGGUGAUCACACACCUUGUGAUGACGAAUUUUAAGAGCUACGCGGGGCGCCAGGUCGUGGGGCCGUUUCACGUUUCUUUCUCCUCAGUCGUGGGCCCGAAUGGAUCUGGGAAGUCUAACGUUAUCGACUCACUUCUUUUCGUCUUCGGCUUCAGAGCGAGCAAGAUGCGGCAGGGAAAGAUCUCUGCCCUUAUACACAAUUCUGCGAACUUUCCUGACCUCCAAUUUUGCGAGGUUGAGGUGCACUUCCAGGAAAUUUUGGAUCUCCCCGACGGAGGACAUGAAAUUGUACCUGAGUCACAGCUUAUUGUAUCCCGGAGAGCGUUCAAAAAUAAUUCCAGCAAAUACUACAUGAACAAAAAGGAGACUAAUUUCACCACAGUUACGGGAUUUUUGAAAGACCGGGGAAUCGAUCUUGAUCAUAAGCGGUUUCUGAUUCUACAGGGAGAGGUUGAGUCCAUUGCUCAAAUGAAACCGAAAGCUGCCAGUGAACAUGAUGACGGUCUGCUGGAGUACUUGGAGGAUAUCAUUGGGACUUCUAAGUAUAAGACUCCUAUUGAAGAGGCUGCUGCUGAAGUGGAAGCUUUGAAUGAAGUGUGUCUUGAGAAAAACAACCGCGUUCAGCAUGUGGAAAAAGAAAAGCAUAGUCUUGAGGAUAAGAAGAACAAAGCGAUCGCCUACAUUAAAGAUGAAAAUGAACUGGCUGAGAAACAGUCGGCUCUCUAUCAGAUCUACAUCGACGAAUGCAACGACAAUACGCGCGUGACCGAAGAGGCGAUACUGCAAAUGCAAGAAUUGCUGAAUAUGGAGUUGGAGAACCACCAAGGCAGCGAAGAUGCCAUCAAACAACUCCAGCGAUCCCACAAACGGGGCGCAAAGGAGUAUGAAGCUAUGGAGAAAGCCACGCAGGCGAUGGUUAAAGAGAUGGCUAAGUAUGAUAAGGAGUCAGUGAAAUUUGAAGAAAAACGCAAGUUUUUGCUAGGGAAGCAGAAGAAGCUUGAAAAAGCCAUGCAAUCAAGCCGUCUGGCUGGCUCCGAGUGUGCAAGUCUGGUUGAGAAACACACAGACGAUAUUGAGAGGAAGACUGCUGAAAUCGCAGAGUUAGAGAAAGAAAUGAAGCACGAGGAGGAGGAGCUUGCGGCUAUUCGAGAAGGACUUAAGGGUAAGACACAGGGACUUUCGGACCAAAUCGCUGUUAAGCAGAAGUCACUUGAGCCUUGGAAUGAAAAAAUCAAUGAAAAGCAAUCCGCCGUUGCCGUCGCACAGAGUGAGCUUGAUAUUCUGCGGGAAAAGCGUAAUGCAGGCGCCGUCGCCAUGGACGAAGCAAACGCGAAGAUCCAGUCUAUUAAAGCUACCAUAUCCAGCAAAACAGCUGACCUGGAAACUCGCCGAGUGGAAAAGACAGAACUUGAAAAUGAAGCCACUCUCCUUGAAACUGAAUUAAAAAAAUUCGGACAAAAGGAACCGGAGAUUCGGUCGAGGAUAUCCAGCGCUCGCCAAAAGGCGGACGAAGCUCGUGCGAGCCUUGUCAGUACUCAAAACCAGGGCAACGUGCUUGCAGGCUUGAUGCGGUUGAAGGAAUCCGGGCGUAUUGAAGGAUUCCAUGGAAGACUUGGCAAUUUGGGGACUAUCGAUGAACAGUAUGAUGUCGCCAUUUCAACUGCCUGCCCAGCCCUUGAGAACCUGGUGGUGGAUUCCGUUGAAGUGGGUCAACAAUGUAUCGACUACCUGCGCAAGAAUAACCUAGGAAGAGCGAACUUCAUCCUCCUCGACCGACUACCUCAGAGAGAUAUGUCCUCCGUCUUUACACCAGAUAGUGUGCCACGAUUAUUCGAUCUUGUCAAACCCAUAGACCCCAAGUUUCGACCAGCCUUUUACAGUGUUUUACAAAAUACGCUUGUCGCCAAGGACCUUGAACAUGCUAACAAAAUCGCCUACGGCCCGAGAAGAUGGCGUGUUGUUACAUUGGACGGACAGCUUAUCGAUGUAUCUGGGACUAUGAGUGGUGGUGGCACCCGUGUUGCCAGGGGCGGCAUGUCCUCAAAGCCUGUUGCCGAAGUCUCGAAGGAGCAGGUCAUGAAACUCGAGGCUGAUCGCGAUGAGAUUGAAAGGAAGUUCCAAGCAUUCCAAGACAAACAGCGGCAGAUAGAAACGUCAAUAAAGGCGAAGAGAGAUGAAAUUCCGAAACUGGAGACAAUGAUUCAGAGGAUCCAACUUGAGAUUGAGAGUUCAAACAAGAAUUUGGCGGAUGCGCAGCGACGUGUUCAGGAAUUGUCGGCAGAACAUAAGCCUUCGAAGAGUGAUGAUUCCAGAUCCGCCGCGCUUGAAAAACACAUCUCGUCCUUAGGAAAGGAAAUUGAGAAGCUUCAUACAGAGACUGCGGGAGUUGAAGAGGAAAUCCAAGCUCUCCAAAACAAGAUUAUGGAGAUUGGUGGUGUCAGGCUCCGGGGUCAAAAGGCUAAAGUUGAUGGUCUCAAGGAACAAAUCGAUCUUCUCACGGAGGACGUGUCAAAUGCUGAAGUUUCCAAGUCUAAAAAUGAGAAGUUGCGCAUCAAGCAUGAAAAGUCUCGUGCCGAUGCGGAGGGUGAACUUGAGCAGGUGAAAAAAGACCUUGAGAAAUUGAAUCAGGACAUUGAGAGUCAGGAAAAUGAUGUCUAUGGGACGAGGCAGAAGACAGAGGAGGCUCAAGAGGCUUUGGAAACCAAAAGAGAGGAGCUCGCCACAUUAAAAGCGGAGCUGGAUAAGAAGGUAGCUGAACUGAAUGAAACGCGUGCUUCUGAAAUCGAAAUGAAGAACAAACUAGAGGAGAAUCAAAAGGUUCUUGCCGAAAAUCAAAAACGCUGUCGAUACUGGGAAGAAAAGCUAGCCAAGCUUUCUCUUCAGAAUAUCAGCGACCUAGGCGAAGAGCAGGAAGCUCAAAGCCUCCCAAUAUACACCAAGGAUGAACUCGCCGAUAUGAGCAAAGAAUCGCUCAAAGCCGUCAUCGCUGCUUUGGAGGAAAAGACGCAGAACGCCUCCGUUGACCUCUCCGUCCUGGGCGAAUACCGCCGCCGCGUCGCUGAGCACGAGUCCCGCUCUGCCGACCUGGCCACUGCACUAGAAAGCCGCGACAAUGCAAAGUCACGCCUUGAUACUCUCCGCUCUCUCCGCCUGACAGGCUUUAUGGAGGGAUUCAGCACCAUCUCGCUCCGGCUAAAGGAGAUGUACCAAAUGAUUACGAUGGGUGGUAAUGCUGAGCUGGAGCUUGUGGAUUCUCUUGAUCCUUUCUCGGAAGGCAUUUUGUUCUCAGUCAUGCCACCUAAGAAGAGCUGGAAGAACAUUGGUAAUUUGUCCGGGGGGGAGAAAACGUUGUCGAGUCUUGCGCUUGUGUUUGCGUUACAUCAUUACCGACCGACGCCGUUGUACGUCAUGGAUGAGAUUGAUGCGGCGUUGGAUUUUAGGAAUGUCUCUAUCGUCGCCUCAUAUAUCAAAGAGCGAACGAAGAAUGCUCAAUUCAUUGUUAUCUCGUUGCGAAAUAAUAUGUUCGAACUUGCAUCUCGACUUGUCGGCGUCUAUAAGGUUAACCACAUGACCAAGAGCGUUACCGUGGAGAAUAAGGAAUAUAUCGCUCUGGCUAAUUAG
Molecule: messenger RNA, 4344 nt
Organism: Histoplasma mississippiense
Lineage: Eukaryota; Fungi; Ascomycota; Eurotiomycetes; Onygenales; Ajellomycetaceae
Exons: 4
Coding region: 1-4344 (1447 amino acids)
Biological process (GO): mitotic chromosome condensation
Cellular component (GO): chromosome
Molecular function (GO): ATP binding; ATP hydrolysis activity; protein binding
Source: RefSeq, a predicted model, not a curated record